AUGGUAGAUCCGGUGCCUGAAGAGGAGAAAGGAGCCGAGGUUGGUGGCUCAGGAAGAGAUGGGACCGCGGCAUCCGUGCCCCCCGACGACCAGGGCGCCCAGCAGCCCGCGGCCUCUGCGGCCUCAGCCUCCGCGGCGGCACCCCGCAAGGCAGAAGCCCCGUGCGCUGCAGAAGGCGGGCGUCGAGAGCAGUCCCCGCUGCUGCACCUCGACCUCUUCAACUUUGACUGUCCCGAGGCCGAGGGCAGCCGCUACGUGCUGACCAGUCCUCGUUCGCUGGAGGCCUGCGCCCGCUGCGCGGUCAAGCCCGUGGAGCUGCUGCCGCGCGCGCUGGCAGACCUGGUGCGUGAGGCUCCAGGCCGCUCCAUGCGGGUGGCCACCGGCCUGUAUGAGGCCUAUGAGGCGGAGCGGCGCGCCAAGCUGCAGCAGUGCCGCGCCGAGCGCGAGCGCAUCGUGCGCGAGGAGAAGCGGCGCCUUUUCACGCCGUUGGGCGCCGGGGCCGGAACGACCUCGGUCUCAACCUCAGCCUCAGCCUCAGCCUCAGCCUCGGCUUCAGCUCCGAGCGCCGGCAGCAGCAGUAGCUGCAGCAGCGCCAGCCUCCCCGCCUCGCCGGCGGCUCGCAAGGCCUCUCCCAGCUCCUCCUCGGCCCGGACGCAACCUCCGCCCGCGGGGUCUCGGACAGGCCGAAAGAGCCACUCGCUAGACUCGCUGUCGCGCCGGCGUGAUGGCGCCCUCAGCUCUGAAUCCGGUGCGUCGUCGUCGUCCUACAGCGGAGAGAGCCUUAGGGAGCUUCGCUGGCCGCCGCGGGUCUCGACCCGGUACAGCUGCCCGGCGGGGUCGGCGUCCUCGGCUCCUAACCCUCUUGGCCGACCUUCCGCCCUGGCCCUGGUUCCCCUCACAGGCCGCAGCUUUAGCCUCGGCGACCUGAGCCACUCGCCUCAGACCGCUCAGCACGUGGAACGCAUCGUGCGCCAGGUGCGCGCCGAGCGAGGCCUGCGAGGGGUACCGGAGCGCGACCGGAAGAUCGCGGCGCUGAUGCUAGCGCGGCAUCAGGAGGAGCGCCUGCUGCUGGAGCAGCGCGCCGCCGCCCACGGCCAGUGGGAGCAGCAGCGCGUGCGCGCAGAGCAGAGGCGGGAGCGUGAAGAGCGCGAGAAGCAGCGCGCCCUGGAGCAGGGCCGCCGGGCCUGGGCUGCGCAGGUGGAGGAGCGGCGCGGCCGCCGGGGUCGCGAGGAGCGCGAGGCGGCGCGGCGGAGGCAGCAGCAGUGCGAGCGCAGCGAGGAGCGGCGGCGGGAGCUGGCCGAGCGCCAGGGCCUGCUGCGACGGGAGCGAGCCGAGCGCGUCGCCCGGGAGGACCGGCUGCGGAAGCUGCAGCAGGAGCAGAACCUGAAGCAGCGGGAAGAAGGUCUUAAGGAAGGGCGCGAGCGGGCCGAGCAGCUGCGCAGGGAGCGCGCCCAGCGCGCAGCCCGCGCCAAGCAGCUACAGGAGGGCCAGCAGCAGCGCGAGAAGCGGGAGGUGAGCCGCGUGGAGCGGGCGCGCCACGAGGCGCUGCUGCGGGGCCGAGCCCGGCAGCAGCAGCAGGAGCGGGAGGGCCUUCGGAGCUCCCUGGAGGCCAGCUUGGGCCGCGCACAGGAGAACUACGAGCAGUUGGUGGAGCAGCGCGCCCGGGAGCUUCGGGAACGAGCCCGACGGGAGGAGCUGCAGAGUCGGCGGGCCAAACAGGCCGUGGAGCGCAAAGAGCGGGAGCAUCAGGCGCACUUAGAGGCGCUGGCGCGGGCCGGGGAAAGACGCCUGCAGCACGCGACGCAAGUGGCCGAAGAGGCAGUGCAGCAGAAGGCCCGGCGCGUGGGCCAGACCCGGCUAGAGAAGGAGCGGGCCCAGCGUGCCAACAAGGAAAAGGUGGAGAGGGACGAAGACUGCCGACGGCGGGAACUGCUCCAGGCCAUCGGGCGCAAGCUGGAGCGCAGCGAGCAACUGUCGCGGGAAAGGCGUAGCGCGCUGGAGAGCGCUCGCUCCACAGCCCGGGCAUCCUUCCACGUCCGGGAGAAAGUACGAGAGGAGACCAACACACGCUCCUUUGACCGCAUGGUGCGCGAGGCCCAGCUACAUGCCAGCCUCGACCGAAAAUGACUUUGCUCUGCUGCUCCAGACAUGGCACACAGCCCAGAGAGGCCUCCUCCAGCCACUUGGACCAAACCGGGGGAUUCUCCAGUCCAGGUGCAGCACCUUGGACUCUCUAGGCUUCUGACCAAUGAGUCACUGAGAGGACAGACAUGUAGGACUUUUCAGUAGGCGCCCUUUAUUUUUAAAAACUUACUUUGUUUGGAGAUGACCUGGCACAAUCUUUGCCCACAUCCAUCCUUGCCAAACCUCCCUAUAUGUCUUUUGGGUUAGAAUGCAGAGUAACUGGGGGAAAAGGGAUUCCCCUUCGAGAGAGCAGAAGAGACUGCCUUCACCCCUGGCACCCCAGAUGUUCUUCUGAUAUUGGUGUUUGAGAGAACUUUUGGUUGCAGCAGCUGAGGGGUGUCCCUUUGGCUCAUCUCAAAGGGACUAUCUUUCAAAGUACCACAAUUACACAGCUCUUCCAAAAUGUCUGGUCAUGCACAAAUGACCCAAAAAACUAUUGGUUUUUGUUCGUUUGAGUAUUAAUCAGUCAUCUGAGCAAGUUUUCCUGUUAGUUCCCAAAGUUUUUCAGUUGAGUCCCUCAGUUUUCUAGUUAGACAAUCACUCUAUGGAAAAUUAUCAGUUUGUCUCUUAUUUUUCCUCUCAUUUUCCCAAGUGGCAUAGGAAAUGAGUUGAUUUGGUGAUGUUGCUUGGAUUCAUUGGAAGCCCUCAACCCUGGAGGUGUUGGUUUUCCAAGGCAGCAGCAUCCCACCCCAAGAAGCUUCCUUACAGGGUGAUUUCAAGGGAAGUGGCCACCUCCUAGGACAGGGCCCACUCCUGGCAGACAGCAGCUAUGCCUUAAGAAGCAGAGCUACCUUACGUGCCUGCACAGGCCAUUCUUGCCUAAGUCCCCAGCUCUGGAUGCAGCCUCAAGGCUGGGCCCUGGAGUUUGGCGUGUAUGAUUCCCUCUGUGAAGGAAUCUUCCCAAAUCUCUGAGGACAAUUAAUGUAUCCUUGGCUGCUUUACUGUAGUGUUGGAAGAGCUGGAAUUGCCUCAGUGUUGAGAGUUGUGCUCGAUUUUGCUAGUAGAAUAACUUCCCACCCCAGGCAAAAGAGUCUCCUCCUUACAUUCCUGAUACCCUUUUACCUAUGACUGAGAGUAUUUCAUCGGUCUCUUGGUGCCUCACUCUCCCCAUCUGCCAGAUGGGGCCAUCAGAACUCCUCUUCUGGUACCUCAAAGUCUCCUGGAUCCAAAGCACCACUUAAGUAUUACAUGUUGGUCUUCUUUGUGCCUUCCUUGACCUGGAGUUGGGAGGCAGGAGACUGCUGUUAGCUUAGUUUGUUUCUGAGAAUGUGGGUUCCAGACACUGAAUGGGGCAGUGUAUUAAAAUUAACGUCUGAGGGGAAGUUCUUGCAAUGCCAGGCCACUCUCUGGUUCAAACAGUUCAGCUGUCACCAGGUAAUGUUGUCCCUUAGAUAAAAUGUAAGAGAGUGUGCUUCCCUUUCAUGACGCUGAAAUUGGCCCCAGAUACAUCCACCCAUUGACUCUACCUUCAUCGUGGAAGGUGAGAAAUAAAACAUCACUUCUUAUUGCAUUAAUUCAAGGUCAGGAAAUUUUAGAAUUACCAAAAAAAGGAAACAGGGUAAAAGAAUUAUGCAGAGUAUUUCAUGUAUAUUCUGCUGGGAGAAUUAUCCCUAAAAUGACUAGUUACUACAGACACAUUCACACAUGCACACACGCUUCAUCAGCCCCCCUCCCCACCUCCACCUGAUCACAUGCUAACCUGUUGGAGGAGGAUGUUGUAGAAGGAAACAGUGUUUAAGUGUUAGAGUAAGAUGAUGUGAAACCAGGAAAGGAGCGGUGUACUAAGAUUUCAUUCUUGAAUGGAUGAAUGAAUGUCCCCUUAACUUUUUUUGUUGGUAACCAGGUUGUCAGUGAGUUGUAAUAACUGGUAUUGUCUGUGAGUCAGGAGUAUUUAACUAAAAAGUUCAUGUGAUUCUGGUUCUUACAUUGUGAUUUGUGAGUUGCUAAGGGCUUUGAAACCUUCAUAGAAAGCUCCACCCUCAAAAAUCAGUUACUUUAAAGUAUAUGCAUUUAUUUCAGGAGACAAUCUGGUUCUGGUUUUGUUUUUAAUAUAUAAGGCACUAUACGGUACAUAGGUGGUCUUACCUGGCCCUUUCCUAAUUUGUUUCCUUACUUGCUGAGAUCACUUUUCUGUGCCUUGGUUCCCCUGCCUGUGGGAUGGGGACUGUGAUUCCUGUUCUCCUUUUUACACAAACACUGUGAGGAUGAAUCAGAAUCUAAGCGAUAGUCCCAGUUACUGUACCACUUUUUUAACUGAAGGUGCAGUCCCUCUAAUCAGGAGGAUCAUGUGACUAUACUGUGACUAGAGAGUGUGAUGUGUUGUCAUGACCUGGUGCAGGAGUAGUCUUGAAAAGCACAUUGCAAAUUAUAGCGUGCAAAAGUGUUGGCCUGAAUGUCACCAAACUACAUGGUACGCGCUAAGAAUCAUACCAUGUGGAAAGGCAAAAACUUCUAUAUUAAAAAUCCAUAUAGCUGAGCAUAACGUAAAACAAAAAACAGAAGCCAAACCUAAUAAUAAUAAGAAUGGCCCUCCCAAAUUCCAGGUCAUCUAGUAGAACAGAGACUGACAUCUACAACUCCAGGAAGUUGCUCUCUGAAGAGGGACUGUUUUCAGAAUGUUCAUUGGUUCCUUGAUUUAUAUUCCCUUUGAAACACUGCCUGAGAGGAGAGGUGGUUUUUAAUAAAAGCAGCAUGAGAGCAUUGGAUGGGGCGGGCGGUAGGUGGAAAAUGGCUCCUGAUAUGCCUUCUGCGAGGCAGAGCUGUCCUUCCACAGAUUCUGGGGGCCCAGAACUGGCCCUAGAGCACCUUGUAGAAGUUCUUUACCACCCAGGGAUUGCAGUCUUGAAGCAGGCACAGCCCUUCACAUGUAUGCUUUGGAACACGAAGUAGUUAGGAGGAAUGGGAAGGAUUAGAAGAAACAAGCUGGACAAAACUAUUUCUAGUGAACUCAUUGGAUGAAACCAGUCUGAUGUCCUGCUCAGUGACCAAUAGCUAAACCAAUCACAUCUGGACAGACAAUGGAGAAUUCUUUUUGGAUGCACACAGUCUGAGCACUCAAGGAGGGCCACCACUAAGAUUUACCAAAGGCAGUUCAUCUGUAGGGCAGUAAAUGCAGGUGAAUGUGUUGGUUCAGUUUAUAAUUCUAUAACAAAAUACCUGAGCAGAGAUGGGUAAUAUAUAGAUAAUAGAGAUUUCUUUAACUCACAGGUUUGAAGGUUAAAAAGCACAAUUCCAGCUUCCAGUGAGAACCUCAUGGUGGGUGGCAUCAGAUGGCAGGAGUGUGUGUGUGUGUGUGUGUGUGUGUGUGUGUGUGUGUGUGUGUGAGAGAGAGAGAGCUCUGGCAAGAUAGGAAACAAGAAACAAGGAGAGGAAAGCAUGCUUUGUUAAGAAAUAUAGCCACCAACUCUUUUUUUUUUUUUUUUUUUUUGGUACUGAGAAUUGAACUCACAACUUCUCAUUUGCCAAGCAGGCACUUAGACCGCUGAGCUAAACCUCUGGCCCCUAGUCACCCACUCUUGAAGGAGCUAAUCCCAUUCUUCGAGACCUUAGUUCACUCAUGAAAGUGGAGCCCUUAUAAUCUAAUUAUGUUUCAUUUGGCCCCACUUAUGGGUUACUAAACUGCCCGGCUGGCCUCAAACUUAUGAUCCGCCUGCCUCAGCCUCCAAGCCUCCCUGGGAUUAUAGGCGAGCAGCACCACACCCAACCAGGCCUCACCUCUGACAGGUUCCACCACCUCAGCAUCAUUACAAAGCUUCCAGCACAGGAACAGCUGGGAACAAACUAAUACAGAGCAUAGCAAUGAGAAUGUAAUUUGUGUUGAAGCCACUCUGCCACUCAUUUCUUCUUUAAACAGUCCACAGAAAUGCAGAAGUGACUCUGCAUAAGGGGUGAUAUUUUUGUUUACCAUGGAAGCCUCUGUAGUCCAUGGUUUAUCAUCUCAAACAUUGUAAACACAUAACUACUGCAUGGAGAGAAGGCCAGAGAGAUGAAUGGAUGGAUGAUGGACAAGGGAUGGUGCAAACUGCCUAGAAUACAUCAGUCAGGCAGCCUCCAUUUAACAAUUCCCACUGGGCACUUGCUAUGGGCCAAGCACUGCUCUCGAUGCUGGUGAAAUAGAAUCUCUCUGGUUACCAACCCAGGAAUCACUUGUGCUGCAAUGCCAUGAGCAGAUGUCUCUGUUUUCCUGCUGGGCUUACCUACUUCUCACCUGGGUAUCCAUCCUUAGGCAGACCUGAUGGCACCUCAAGGCACUCACCUUUUUAGUCUCGUGGGGACAAGCCAUCUGCCAGUCCACAGCCAUCUAGUCACUGUUGCUCAUUUUCCUUCAGAGGAACCUUAGUUAAUCAGGUCAAAUUUAUAAUGUUGCAUGGUUAAUCAACUUGAAAUUACAGUAAAAGGGAGGAGGUGGAAUAUUAAUCACUUUUCAAGGGCAUUAUCUGUCAUGCUUUUUAGAAAGUCAAACAAAUAAUGAUCAUGGACCUAUAAAACUGAGCUUCAGGCUCUGCAGGGUGCCAGUUCACCAAACAGGGUACUGGCUUCUUCAUUUAGCUAUUCUUGUUGAGACAAGAAAGCUGGUGAUUCAAACCAGGGGUGGUGACAUACAUGUUAUCCUAGCUACUUGGGAGCCUGAGGCAGGAGGUCAGCCUGAGCAAUUUAACAAGACCCUGUUUCAAAAUAUUUUUAAAAAGGGGCGGGGGCAUGGAGUUGUAACACAGUGAUAGAGCAUCUCUGGGUUCAAUCCCCAGCACAGGUGGGGUUAGCAGCAGGUGUUAGAAUGUGGGAUGAAGGAUGGUUUGCUUCUUAGAAGCACUGAUAACAUCAGUGCUUGUGGGUGUUAUUUCCCCACUCAUCACAUACAAUCAUUCUGCAUGAGCACAAAAACCUAGUCCAAUUUUUUUUAAUUAACUGAAGUGCUCACAUGUCUUCUCCACUAGCACAGUACUGGUAGUAUCUUUUUGUGUCAGACACUUGCAUAGUUCAUAGGACUGUCAGAAAGAUGAUCCAUAUCUACUGUGUCUGAGAAUGUGUGUCCCUGCAUGUACCCCUCCCAGCAUCAGUGCUGGUGAGAGGGAGGGAACAUGUAGUCAUCCUUGCAGGAAACAGCAAGCUCUGGGAAAACUGAGCUGCCUGCUGGUGGAAUCCAUUGCUUCCACUUAUAGCAGUCUGUCAGCUUCCAUCUGAAUGCUGCUUUGGGCUCUGGCCUAAUAAACAUGGAGUCUGCAUUUCUCAAGUCCAUUGCUGAGCCUCAUGGGUGACCGAGGAUUUCAAUGUUGCCACUCUACUGUCUUAGUGCAAGAAAUUGAUUGGGAAAUGGAAUUUAGAUGCCCUAAUGUUAACAUUCAGGAGCUUCUCAGCGUAACAGAACGACUGACAUCUCCAAGUUCUGAAAAUCCAGACCAUGUGGCAGCCACAUGUUCAAGGCGGAGUUUGCCCAAGGAGCAAGUGUCCUGACUUAAUCAAACUACUCUACACUCUUCCAUUGCCCCCUUGUCAUCUUUACAACGGAGACCACAGAUGCUGUUUGUGGAGAGUUUGGUUGAAUCAGUUAAUGCUUAGAAAGCACUCAGUGCGGUCCCUGCAGGUAGCACCUAUUACUGUUACCCGAACCUGGUAUGUGGGGCUGGGGGUUAGUAAAGAAAAGAGUGGUGCGGACUGAGCUUGAGCCAGGUGGUACUGGUGGGCACUAGGCUUGGGUGACAGCCCUCGCUAGGUCCUUCACUGUGUGAUAGUACCCCAAACAUUUCAAAAGAAGGGGCUCUGCAAGAAGGUUUCCCUGUAUAAAGUAGUUUGUGUUUGGGUGGUGGAGGGCUUACUUUGCUUACCAAAUUACCUUGUUUGGCAAUAAAGUUGACAUCUGAUGAUAA
Molecule: messenger RNA, 8048 nt
Organism: Cavia porcellus (domestic guinea pig)
Lineage: Eukaryota; Metazoa; Chordata; Mammalia; Rodentia; Caviidae
Gene: Ccdc177
Product: coiled-coil domain containing 177
Exons: 1
Coding region: 1-2127 (708 amino acids)
Source: RefSeq, a predicted model, not a curated record